UAUGAUCCAGGGAUUGAUCUUAAAGAAUAUUGAAUCAUGAAGUUCUAUAUUGAGGACCUUCCGGUCAUCUUCCCGUAUCCGCGUAUUUAUCCGGAGCAAUAUGCGUAUAUGUGUGAUAUUAAGAAGACGUUGGAUGUAGGGGGCAAUUGUGUGUUGGAAAUGCCUUCAGGAACUGGUAAGACUGUAUCUUUGUUAUCAUUAACAGUUGCCUAUCAAAUGCAUUACCCUGAACAUCGGAAAAUUGUCUAUUGUUCACGUACCAUGUCUGAGAUUGAAAAGGCAUUGAUCGAAUUAAAUGGAUUGAUGGAAUUCAGAGCAAAUGAAUUGGGAUAUGUGGAAGAAUUUAGAGGAUUGGGACUUACAAGUAGAAAGAAUGUUUGCUUACAUCCAACUAUAUCUAAAGAACGUAAAGGUGCAGUUGUUGAUGAAAAAUGUAGAAGAAUCACUAAUGGACAAUUGAAGGAUAAAAUUGCAAGAGGGGCCAUCUCUGAACAAGAACAACAAUCAAAUCCUGAAGCAAAUACAUUAUGUUCAUUCCAUGAAGAUCUUUAUGGAAUGGAACAACAUGAAUUGAUCCCUGCUGGUGUCUACUCCUUUGAUGCAUUGAUGUCAUACUGUAAGGAAAAGGGUACAUGUCCCUAUUUUACCGUAAGAAGAAUGAUCCCUUAUUGUAAUAUUAUCAUUUAUUCUUAUCAUUAUCUUUUAGAUCCAAAGAUUGCCGAAAGAGUUUCUAAAGAACUUUCAAAAGAUAGUAUCAUCAUUUUUGAUGAAGCGCAUAAUAUAGAUAACGUUUGUAUUGAGUCCUUAUCACUUGACUUGACGGAUGAUACUUUGAAAAAGGCUACAAGAGGGGCAAAUAAAUUGGAUAAGGCAGUAGAAGAAAUGAAAGCUAAAGAUAGUGAAAAAUUACAAAAUGAAUAUGAAAAAUUAGUUGAAGGACUUCGAGAAGCUGAAAUUGCUCGUGAUGAAGAAUUAUUCAUGAGUAAUCCAACUCUUCCUCAAGAUCUUCUUGAAGAAGCUGUACCAGGAAAUAUUCGUAAAGCUGAACAUUUUAUAUCAUUCUUGAAAAGAUUUAUUGAAUACUUAAAGACAAGAAUGAAGGUUCUUCACGUUAUUAGUGAAACACCUCCAAGUUUCCUUCAACAUUUAAAAAAAUUAACCUUUAUUGAUAGGAAACCAUUAAGAUUUUGUUCUGAAAGAUUGUCAUUACUUGUACGUACAUUGGAACUUACGGAAAUUGAUGAUUUUACCGCAUUGAAGGAUAUUGCUACAUUUGCCACAUUAGUUUCUACAUAUGAGACUGGAUUCCAAUUGAUUUUAGAACCUUUUGAAACUGAAGGUUCCACGGUUCCCAACCCAAUUUUGCAUUUUACGUGUUUAGACGCGUCCAUGGCCAUGAAACCUGUAUUUGACCGGUUUUCAUCGGUGAUCAUUACCUCUGGUACCAUGUCUCCUUUGGAUAUGUAUCCUAGAAUGCUUAACUUCCAAACGGUUAUACAGGAGUCUUACACCAUGACCUUGACUAGAAGGUCUUUCUUGCCCAUGAUUGUGACCAAGGGAUCUGACCAGGUGUCGAUCUCUUCUAGAUUUGAAAUUCGUAAUGAUCCAUCUGUUGUUAGAAAUUAUGGAUCUUUAUUGAUUGAAUUUGCUAAAAUAACUCCUGAUGGUAUGGUGGUUUUCUUCCCAUCAUAUUUAUAUAUGGAACUGAUUAUAUCAAUGUGGCAAAAUAUGGGGGUAUUGGAUGAAGUAUGGAAAUAUAAAUUAAUUUUAGUGGAGACUCCAGAUGCUCAGGAAACUUCUGUGGCUUUGGAAACUUAUAGAAAGGCAUGUUCCAAUGGACGUGGUGCAGUUCUUCUUUCGGUUGCUCGUGGUAAAGUAUCUGAAGGGAUUGAUUUCGAUCAUCAAUAUGGAAGAACUGUGCUUAUGAUUGGUAUCCCAUUCCAAUAUACGGAAUCAAGAAUCUUAAAAGCUCGUUUAGAAUUUUUAAGAGACCAUUAUCAAAUUAGAGAAAAUGACUUUUUAUCGUUCGAUGCAAUGAGACAUGCAGCUCAAUGUUUAGGAAGAGUUUUAAGAGGUAAGGAUGAUUACGGUAUCAUGGUAUUAGCAGAUAGAAGAUUUGCUCGUAAGCGGAAUCAAUUGCCUAAAUGGAUUGCUCAAGCUCUUUAUGAUUCGGAUACAAAUCUUUCUACCGAUAUGGCUUUAGCAAAUGCAAGAAAGUUUUUAAGAAACCUUGCACAACCUACAAAUCCAAAGGAUCAAGAAGGGGUAUCCGUUUGGAAUAUUGAACAACUUGAAAAGUUCCAACAAGAUCAAAGAGAAAAAUUCAAAUCUAUUGAAGAGAAAACCGAGAAAAAUGAUGACUUCAUGAUGGAUGAUGAUGACUUAGACCUUUUAUAAUCAUAACUCUC
Molecule: messenger RNA, 2408 nt
Organism: [Candida] anglica
Lineage: Eukaryota; Fungi; Ascomycota; Pichiomycetes; Serinales; Debaryomycetaceae
Source: the annotation of a GenBank genome assembly